CAGGCUGAUAUUGUUUUGGAGACAUUUUUAGAAAAACAGAAGAGCCUUCAAGGAGUCAUCCAACAAGCAGAGAUGGGCCUUGUAGACAAAGAGAAAGAAAAAAAAGUAAAGGAAUCACACGCCCACUACAAGCACCUGUUGGGAAAGCGAUUGAAGCUGCCCACUGAAACACAGGAGGAGCUCGACAGAGUUCAUGAGGACAGCCAGGAGGUGGCACUGCAGCUCUUCAAGGCCUGCAACUUUAAGGAUGAGAAUCAGCAGUGCGAGAGAGAACUCACUGGGCUUAUGAAUGAGGAGUAUGAGAGGAAGUGUAAGGAGAAUGCAGACCUCUCUGAGAGACACUGCAGCGCUCUACUAAACCAGCUGUCAGCAGGACUGAUCCCACAGGCUUUCAUGAAAUCAGGAGGUUAUGAAGAAUACAAGAUGCAACUGGACACCAUCAUUCAGAAGUACAAAGAUACACCUGGCAAAGGCAUUGGGGUACCAUUUUAA
Molecule: messenger RNA, 492 nt
Organism: Megalops cyprinoides (Indo-Pacific tarpon)
Lineage: Eukaryota; Metazoa; Chordata; Actinopteri; Elopiformes; Megalopidae
Product: guanylate-binding protein 1-like
Exons: 3
Coding region: 73-492 (139 amino acids)
Molecular function (GO): GTPase activity; GTP binding
Source: RefSeq, a predicted model, not a curated record